Penicillium riverlandense is the source of this 924-nucleotide messenger RNA. RefSeq lists its product as uncharacterized. The transcript is spliced from 2 exons. NCBI's taxonomy places the organism in Eukaryota, Fungi, Ascomycota, Eurotiomycetes, Eurotiales, Aspergillaceae. The coding region runs from base 1 to 924 and encodes 307 amino acids. The record is from RefSeq and is a predicted model, not a curated record. Gene Ontology annotation, cellular component: peroxisomal membrane. Gene Ontology annotation, biological process: peroxisome fission.
AUGCCUGACCCCAAACAUCCUCCGACCUCUUCUAACCAUGCGGGGAAUGUCUCCUUGCCCGCGGGGAAACCAGACCGAGCUCAAUUGCUCGCGGCCCUGGCAGCAACCGACGUGACUAUUCGCCGGGUAGACCAACUUCUCUCCACAGCCGACGGCCAAGAAAAGGUCCUAGCGACGAUCAACUAUGUCUCCUCCAUCCUACAUCACCUCUCCGCCUCCGCGCCGCGGAUCGUGCAGCAGACCUGGCCAAGUCUCCUCGCGCGCCUCAGCGGGCGCCAAUUAUCCUUGCCCCAACCACCCAAGUCCGCCGCGUCCACGUCCAAAUCCAAGUUCGCCGCGCUAUCCUCCAUCGCCUCGGAGACGCGUUACAACCUCCGCCUCUUCGGGCUCCUCCCGCUCUGGGUCUGGGGCUCCGAUACUUUGAAAUCACCACCCGCAGACCCCAUCCUGCACGCCCUGGCACACCUCCAAGUCGUCUCCAACGUCAUCUACCAGCUCCUCGAGAACGUGGCCUACCUCGCUGAGAAGGGGGUGGUCUCGCGCCGCUGGGUCGAUAGACAUGGCGGAGUCGAUAAGUGGUAUAUAUGGAGUACGCGCGGCUGGUUCGGGCAUAUUUUCUUUCAGUUCUUUGUGCUCUGGCGCGAGAGCGUCCUGCGCCGGAGACGGGUUGCUGCGCAGCGUGCCGCUGCUACGGCUACUGCCGGAAGCGAGAAGAGUACCAAGGCGGAGGACGGCGAGGCGCUGAGGCUUGAGAUUCGGGCGUGGCGCAAGAGUCUCGUUAACAAUGCCAUCUGGGCACCUCUGUGUAUCCACUGGUGUCUGGAGAAGGGGAUCGGGAUUCCAGAGCACUUGACCGGGCUGAUCAGUUUCUUCGCUGGUGUCUGGGGGCUGCGGGACACCUGGGCGGCAACGGCCAAAGAAUAG